Messenger RNA from Aphidius gifuensis, 3009 nucleotides. RefSeq lists its product as uncharacterized. The record is from RefSeq and is a predicted model, not a curated record. Lineage: Eukaryota; Metazoa; Arthropoda; Insecta; Hymenoptera; Braconidae. Gene Ontology annotation, molecular function: nucleic acid binding; protein binding. Bases 1 to 3009 code for a protein of 1002 amino acids. The transcript is spliced from 3 exons.
AUGAGUAAUGAAAAUAAUAUUGAAGUUUCAUCACUAUUGAGUUCAAGAAAAAAAUGUCUCAAUGAUAUAGAAUAUCAUCAAGAAAUGAAUAAUCCAAUAAUGAAUCAAGGAAAAAAACCACGUUUAUCUAGUAAAGAGUAUUAUCAAUUAAAAAAACAAUUACAUGAAAGAAAAAAAAUAUUAUCAUCUACACCAAUAUUAAGUUUAAAAGCUGUUGGUGAUAAUGCCAGUUUGUGUAUUGAUGCUAAAUCAAGAAUACCAAUAUUUUUAAAUGACAUACAACAUUUGUUGAUAUAUUCAUUGUUGGGUCAACAUUCACCAUACUCACCAGAACGUUGGUGUUGUCUUGAAAAAUUCAACAAGGUUAGUCAUACUGUUGUUUUGGUAGUUGAAGGUUUAUCAUUGUUACACUUUAAUAAUAACGAAACAGUAUUUACAAAUGUCAAUAAAAAUUUGGAACAUCGUAUGGAAAUUGUAACACCAGCAACAUAUGGUGGUUCAAUUGUUGAAGAUUUAGCUGCUGUACCAUUGACUGGAACAGAAAAAAAUAAAUUAAUUAAAAAAUUUGGCUCAUUGGAAGCAGCUAUGCAAAGUACUGGUGACUUGGUUAAAUUAUUAAAAAUUGUAUUUCCAAUGAGACCACAAACAGCUCAAGAUGGUAAACUUAUUGAUAGAAAUAUUCUAUCUGAAUUACCAAAAAAUGAUAAAUUUCCAAGAACACAAUUGCUACUUUCACCAAUGCAACUUGUUGAUCACGAUUAUCCAUUGCCAUUACAAGGUGGUCUUGCUGAAAAAUAUAAAGAUUAUGUAUUAACCAAAGAUGAGUAUCUUGAAGCAACACCAAAUUCACCAAUGUUUGGCUUGGAUUGUGAAAUGUGUAGAACAACAUUGGGCAUACUUGAAUUAACAAGAAUAUCAAUUGUUGAUGAAAAUUUGGAUCUUUUUUAUGAGUCAUUUGUUAAACCUGAUAAUGAAAUUAUUGAUUAUUUAACAAGAUACAGUGGAAUUACACCAAAUAUGCUUAAAAAUGUAACAACAAAAUUGUCAGAUGUACAAAAUGAAUUACGUAAAAUAUUACCAGCUGAUGCAAUUCUCGUUGGACAAAGUUUAAAUGCUGAUCUUCAUACAUUGAAAAUGAUGCAUCCAUAUGUCAUUGAUACAUCAGUUAUAUUUAAUUUAACUGGUGAUCGUUAUCGUAAAUCAAAACUUCAAUUAUUAUCACGUGUAUUUUUAUGUGAAACUAUACAAGAUAGCCGCAGUGGUCAUUGCUCCAUUGAAGAUUCACAAGCAUCAAUGAAAUUAGCUAAACUUAAAUUACAAAAUAAUAUUUAUUAUGGUGAUGCUGUUAUGAUGGGCUAUCUACAAUUACAAGAAACAUUAGAUAAUAUUAGAAAAAACCAUCAAAAUAAUAUCAGAAUAAAUAAUCAAGAAAAAUAUGGUGUAUCAAUAUUUAAUCAUUUGACCAAGGUCAAAGAUAUGUCAUCAUCAAUUAUUGGCAAUAAACAAGUUAUGAAUGAAUAUUCAAUGUAUUUAAAAAAUACAAAACUCAAUGUUAUGGAUGAUGCUAAUUUUGAUAAAACUGAUCCAGUCAGAUUGGUAUUAACAGACUCAAAUAAACAAUCAAUAAAAAGAGCCUGUGAAAUAUCAAUGAAACAUGCAUUGACAUUUUGCCAUGUUAAACUAGAUAGUCAACAAACUAAUGAUGACAGUAUUAAAAAAACAUGUAAAAAUGUUGACAAGUGGGUAUCAAAAUUAUGGAAUCAUAUUGCUGAUAAUGGAUUACUUUGUGUUGUUUUUGGUGGUGAAAAAAAUGCUGCAAAUGGAGCAUGUUUUUUAAAUAUUAAACGAAGUGGUGCUGCAGAAAUAUCUGUCAAUGGUGAACCUCAGACUAUCCCCAGUCAUUGGAAAAAUCCAGUACCUGAUGAAAAUAACGAUUACAAAAGACACCAGUACAGUUUUUUUUGUGAUCCGGAGUCAACAAUUUAUUACGAUGAAAACAUUUGUGAUUUACUUGAAACUGAUUCAAUUGACGAAAAUUAUAAGCUCAAUAUUUCCAAUAAAGCUCAAGAGUUUUUGCCAGAAAAUAUAUUUGAUGGAUUUGAUAAGAUAAAAGAACUCUAUAUACAAGAAAAUAAUUUGGAUUACAUAACACCUGGUGUUUUUAAUAAAUUAUUAAACCUCACGUGGCUAGAUUUGUCAGAUAAUAAUUUAGCAUUUUUACUUAAAAAUACAUUUUAUGGACUUGAGUCUCUUAAAACAUUGAAUUUAUCAAAAAAUGAUUUACAAAUGUUUGAUAUUAAUGCAUUUGGAGAUUUGAAAAAUCUUGAAACAUUAUUACUGGAUGAAAAUAAUAUAGACAUUUUAUCAAGUGAUAUACUCAGUGGUCUAGAAAGUCUUGAAAAAUUAUCAUUAGCAUCAAAUGAACUGGAAAAUCUUCAAGAUGAUACAUUCAGUAAUUCAAAGAGGCUCACAGAACUUGACAUUAGUAAGAAUCAUAUAGAAAGCUUGCCAAAUAAUAUUUUUCAUGGUCUAAAUGAUCUUACAAAAAUAAAUAUGUCCUCAAAUAAUUUGAUGAAUCUUGACGAUCCAUUCAAGGGUUUGAUAAAUCUUCGUUACCUUGAUAUGAGCUUCAAUAAAUUAAAGACACUAUCAGUUGAUAUAUUUUCAGACAAUAAAAAUCUUUGGCAGCUCAAUUUCAGUUCAAAUAAAUUGAUUCGUAUUGAGCCUGCUUUAUUUGAUAGCGCAAAAGAACUUUUUUCAAUUGAUUUUAGCAAUAAUAGCUUGACAACAAUUCCAGCAGAUAGUUUAACACAACAUGACUAUCUGAGAUAUGUUUAUUUUCAACACAAUAAUAUUACAAAAGUAGAACGUGGAGCAUUUACAAAACUACAAUUGACUGUACUUAAUAUCGAAUAUAAUUAUAUUCAUAAACAUGAUAUUGAAUCAAUUAGAUUACACACUUGGGCUAAUUAUACAUUAUUUGGUCAUCAAUAUCCACUUAAACUGUAA